This is a messenger RNA of Ectocarpus sp. CCAP 1310/34, 1467 nucleotides long. Lineage: Eukaryota; Phaeophyceae; Ectocarpales; Ectocarpaceae. The record is from the annotation of a GenBank genome assembly.
AUGUGCNCAUCAGUGGGCCUCAGCGGGAGACAGGCGAGGGGACAGCAGUUCGUCGCGGAUGAGAACGGCGUGUUGCUCCGGAACAGGGACGACAUCCUCCAGCGGUGGGCGAGAUUCUUCAGCACCCUACUCAACACCAAUUUCCCCACCCUGAACCCACACAUAAUCGAACAAGUGACGCAGCGGCCAGCGACACGUGACACUCAACGGUUGGGAGAUGUGCCAGAACUCGAGGAGGUGGCACGGGCAACGAAAGGCCUCAAGAACUGGAAGGCACCCGGCCAUGACUCCCUCCCUGCCGAGUUGCUCAAGAUCGAUGACGACGAAACCUUCGUCCUGGGACACCUCCAUAUCAUCCUCGUCAAGGUGUGGAACGGAGGAGAUAUUCCGCGAGAGUGGAAGGAUGCAACCAUCAAGGUACUGGAAAAGAAGGGUGACCGGCCCACCUGUAACAACUACAGGGGGAUUUCGCUACUAUCUCACGUAGGCAAGGUCCCCAUCAAGAUCAUCACCAACCGUCUAAGCGCCUUCUGCGAAGCCAACAACAUCUUCCCGGAGGAACAGUGCGGAUUUCGACCCGGGCGAUCCACCGUCGACAUGCUGUUAGUCGUGCGCCGCCUCCAGGAGCUGGGGCGGAGAAAGUAAAUACCGCUCUACAUGUGCUUCGUCGACUUGAGCAAGGCGUAUGAUUCGGUGGACCGAGAGAUGCUAUGGAAGGUGCUGGCCAGGGCCGGGAUUCCCGCGAAGCUGAUCGAAGUCAUCCGUCAAUUCCACGAUGGAAUGCGGGCCCGCGUGCGCAUGGACGACGGAGAACUAUCGGACUGGUUCUUCGUGACACAGGGCGUGCGACAAGGAUGGUGCUAUCCCCACUGCUGUUAAACAUCUCCUUCGCCGAGGUCCUCGAGGUCGUUGUCAUCCGAUUCAGCGAGGGUGAUGUUGUUCUGCGGAGCCUGGUGUGCUUGGAGGAGCGAAAGACGGAAGCGGCGGGGGGGGAGGAGGUACCCCUUGACCGAGUACGGAGGGCAGUAUGGGGGAUGCUGUAUGCCGAUGAUGCCGGCGUCGUAUCGAGGUCUGCAGAAAGACUGGCGAGAAUGAUGACCAUCAUCGGUGUUCGGGGAGUUCGGGCUAACGGUGUCGGAGAAGAAGACGGAGACGCUCCUGACGCUCGCGAAGGACAAGCCGACUACAACAUCACAGCCCGCCCCGCCUCCACCAUUGACCAUCGGAGCCGCGGGACAGAAAUACGCCCAGACGACCGAGUUCCGGUACCUCGGUGGCCUCGUCAACGAACAUGGCGACCUCACCCGGGAGAUCAACUACAGGAGCAGAGGAGCGUGGGCGUGCCUCAGGCGAUAUGGCCGGGAGCUCUUCGACAGACCGCAAGCGCCAUUCCGACUCAAGAUCCGCCUGCUCCAGGCGGAGGUUAUGGAGGCUCUGCUGUACGGCUGCAUGACAUAGUCACCACUC